Molecule: messenger RNA, 3812 nt
Organism: Macadamia integrifolia
Lineage: Eukaryota; Viridiplantae; Streptophyta; Magnoliopsida; Proteales; Proteaceae
Product: probable UDP-N-acetylglucosamine--peptide N-acetylglucosaminyltransferase SPINDLY
Exons: 19
Coding region: 497-3211 (904 amino acids)
Molecular function (GO): protein binding
Source: RefSeq, a predicted model, not a curated record
AUCAAAACACAGGAAGCCAGAGGAAGAGUGGAGCUGCGUCGGGCCACUGGAAUCGUGAGUCAGACUGUCAGACUCGAACCCAUCCAAAGGCCCAGAUUUCCUCUUCCAUCUCGCGCCCAAACCUCUCUUUCUCUCUCCGUUAGCAUAGUGAGAGAAGAGUAACAAGUAACAACUUAAUAACACUCUUUUCUUUUCUUUCCUUUCCCCCCACUCGAGCAGACUCACACACACACACACACACAAGCUCUCUUUGUCUCUCUUCCGAGGGUUUUGGCUCUCGAGAAAGAAAGCCUCGUACCAGUUCCGUUCAUCCUUGGCCUUGAUCCUACACCCACUCUUCAUUGCGCUCGCAGAAGCAUCGACUCAUGUGCUCGUACAUUCAGUUCGUUUUCCUCAAAUGAAUUGUGAUCACUGAAUGCGCCUUUUGCUGUGUUCCGGUGUUUCGAUUUCAGAGGAGUAGCUCCAAAGCUGAAUCUGGGGUCAAGGUUUCAAGUUGAUGGCGUGGAAGGAGGCCGAUGGUGCUAAUGGCAGAGAGGGAGACGCCACUAGCGAUAACAGCUGCUUGAAAGGACGUCAUCCUUCUACUGAUAGGAAUGGCUCUCCAGUAUCAAUCCCUCCUGCACACAAGAAGUUCGAAGGGGAAAAUGCUUUGUCUUAUGCCAACACCCUUCGCUCCAGGAAUAAGUUUGUCGAUGCUCUUGAUAUCUAUGAGAGUGUCUUGGCUCGGGAUAGUGGGAACGUCGAAGCUUACGUAGGCAAGGGAAUCUGCCUGCAGAUGCAGAACAUGGGUCGUCUUGCUUUUGAGAGUUUCACAGAAGCCAUUAGGCUUGACCCACAAAAUGCUUGUGCUCUCACUCAUUGUGGUAUUCUGUACAAAGAGGAAGGUCACCUGAUGGAGGCUGCUGAGUCAUAUCAGAAGGCUCUAAGAGCAGAUCCCUCGUAUAAACUAGCUUCUGAAUGCCUAGCAAUUGUUCUGACAGAUAUUGGGACCAGCUUAAAACUUGCUGGCAACACACAGGAGGGAAUCCAAAAGUACACAGAAGCUCUUAAAAUAGAUCCUCACUAUGCUCCUGCCUAUUAUAACCUUGGGGUUGUUUAUUCGGAGAUGAUGCAAUAUGAUAUGGCUCUUAGUUGCUACGAGAAGGCUGCGCAGCAGAGACCUAUGUAUCCUGAGGCAUAUUGUAACAUGGGCGUCAUCUACAAAAACCGAGGGGAUUUGGAGUUGGCUAUCAGUUGCUAUGAGAGGUGUUUGGCUGUGUCACCAAACUUUGAGAUUGCAAAGAAUAAUAUGGCAAUUGCCUUGACAGACUUGGGAACAAAGGUCAAACUGGGGGGAGACAUCAAUCAAGGUGUGGCAUACUACAAGAAGGCUUUGUAUUACAAUUGGCACUACGCAGAUGCUAUGUAUAAUCUUGGUGUUGCAUAUGGUGAAAGGCUUAAGUUUGAUAAGGCAGUUGUGUACUAUGAACUUGCAUUGCACUUCAAUCCUCACUGUGCAGAGGCGUGCAACAAUUUAGGAGUAAUUUACAAGGACAGAGACAACCUUGAUAAAGCUGUGGAGUGUUAUCAGAUGGCUUUGUCAAUCAAUCCAAACUUCUCUCAGUCUCUAAACAACCUUGGUGUUGUAUACACUAUCCAGGGUAAAUUGGAUGCUGCAGCAAGCAUGAUUGAGAAAGUUAUUGUUGCAAAUCCCACAUAUGCGGAAGCAUACAACAACUUAGGGGUACUCUAUAGAGAUGCAGGCAAUAUAUCUCAAGCUAUUGAAGUAUAUGAACAAUGCCUUAAGAUAGAUCCUGAUUCUCGAAACGCUGGCCAGAACCGAUUGCUUGCAAUGAAUUACAUAAAUGAAGGCAAUGAUGAUAAACUCUUCGAAGCUCAUAGGGAUUGGGGUAGGCGAUUUAUGAGGUUAUAUCCACAGUACACAUCUUGGGACAAUCCAAAAGAUCCAGAGCGGCCACUUGUUGUUGGAUAUGUCUCUCCAGAUUAUUUUACUCAUUCAGUAUCAUAUUUCAUUGAAGCACCCCUUGUCUGUCAUGACUAUUCCAAAUACAAUGUUGUCUUGUACUCUGCAGUAGUGAAGGCGGAUGCCAAAACUACUAGAUUUAAAAACGAAGUUUUGAAAAAGGGUGGGUUGUGGAGAGAUAUUUAUGGGAUUGAUGAGAAAAAAGUCGCAAAUAUGGUUAGAGAAGAUAAAGUUGACAUCUUGGUUGAACUCACCGGUCAUACUUCUAACAAUAGAUUAGGAAUGAUGGCUUGCAGACCAGCACCUGUCCAGGCAACCUGGAUUGGCUACCCAAACACUAUUGGUUUGCCGACCAUUGACUAUCGAAUCACUGAUUCACUAGCUGAUCCCUUGGACACUAAGCAGAAGCAUGUUGAAGAGCUAGUUCGGUUGCCUGGCUGCUUCCUUUGUUACACACCAUCUCCUGAAGCUGGGCCUGUUUCUGCAAGUCCUGCUCUUUGUAAUGGUUUUGUUACUUUUGGGAGCUUUAAUAAUCUUGCGAAGAUAACACCAAAAGUCCUGCAAGUUUGGGCAAAGAUACUUUGUGCUGUUCCAAAUUCCAGAAUAGUGGUGAAAUGUAAACCAUUCUGUUGUGAUAGUGUAAGACAGAGGUUUCUUACUACACUGGAGCAGUUGGGACUUGAAUCACAGCGUGUUGAUCUUCUGCCAUUAAUCCUUCUCAACCAUGAUCAUAUGCAAGCAUAUUCCCUCAUGGAUAUUAGCCUGGACACUUUCCCAUAUGCAGGAACAACCACAACUUGCGAAUCUUUGUACAUGGGGGUUCCAUGUGUCACUAUGGCAGGUUCAGUACAUGCCCAUAAUGUUGGUGUCAGCCUUCUCAGUAAAAUUGGUUUAUCGCAUCUUAUUGCCAAAACUGAAGAUGAGUAUAUCCAGUUGGCACUGAAAUUGGCCUCUGAUAUUACAGCUCUCUCCAACCUGAGGAUGUCUCUCCGGGAUGUCAUGAUGAAGUCCCUGGUCUGUGAUGGACCAAACUUCACCCUGGGUUUAGAAGCAACAUAUCGGAACUUAUGGCACAGAUACUGUAGAGGUGAUGUGCCAUCUUUAAGGCAUAUGGAAAUGCUACAGCAGCAGGUGCCUGAAAAGCCAGCCAUGAAGUUCUUGGAGCCCACCAAGAUCACAACCCCUAGGGAGAAUCCUCCAGUAUCUGUCAAGACUAAUGGCUUCAACACUGUCCUUCCAUCUGAAUGAACAGUUCAACUUGGAUGGAAGGUCAGAUGAUUUAGAUUAUGAGUCAGGAAAAUUGAGAUAAGUGUCACCCAAAAAAAGGAGGAAAAUUGAGAUGAGACGAACCUUGUUCCGUGGGUGCAAACCUUGUGGUAUCGCAUGGUUUUUGGGAUAUAUUAUGCGGCAUCUUAGGAAGAAUAAUAUAUUCAUUGUCAUUCUGCUGAACCUCCUCCUACGUAAAUUGAGAUUGGAAUUUGCUGCAAGAGGACUGCAGCAAGUCAGCAACCAUAUUGGAUGUAGCUUGUCCAGUGUAUCACAUUUUGGAAGUACUGCAGCAACCUUAUUGGAUGAGUGAAUUAUGAAUGAUUGCUAGGAGUGGAGGGGAUGUUGGAAGCUCAUGGAGGUAUGAUUUAUCAUGUUGGGCUUCUUCCCUGAUCAUAUUAUAGUGGUUUGUAAAUUAAACAUGAUCUGUUUAAUUAGUAGAUGGUUAGUUCGGGCAUAUUGAGGUUUUUGUUUUUGGAAAGAAAAAGAGAUCCCAAUAUGUUAGUAUCAUAAAGGAAAAAUAUAGUGCCACAGAUUAUACCCUGUAUUCCACCGAUUGUAUUUUGUUUUCUUUGCCAAGGCA